Aspergillus tanneri is the source of this 1149-nucleotide messenger RNA. Its product is annotated as putative oxalate/formate antiporter. Gene Ontology annotation, molecular function: transmembrane transporter activity. Gene Ontology annotation, cellular component: fungal-type vacuole membrane. The transcript has 3 exons. The coding region runs from base 1 to 1149 and encodes 382 amino acids. Lineage: Eukaryota; Fungi; Ascomycota; Eurotiomycetes; Eurotiales; Aspergillaceae. Gene Ontology annotation, biological process: transmembrane transport. The record is from RefSeq and is a predicted model, not a curated record.
AUGAUGCCUUCUAUGGGGCUUUUGAAUACCAUUGGUGUUCUGCAUGCCUGGACAGCAAGUCAUCAACUCUCAGAUUACUCGUCGUCCAAGCUUGGAUGGAUCUUCGGCGCUUUCAGCUUUUUCCUUUAUUUCGGUGGCGCCCAGGUUGGUCCUAUCUUCGAUAGCCGUGGGGUGCUGCCUGUGGUACUGCCAGGAUCCAUUGGCUUGGUCUUAGCCGUGUUUUUCUUCGGCGAAAGCACAGAAUACUACCAGAUAUUUCUAUCCUUCAGCGUCCUUGGUGGCAUUUCCUCAUGCUGCCUCUUCACCCCUGCCGUAUCCGCCGUCGGCCACUGGUUUAACCUCCGCCGUGGACUCGCAACCGGCAUCGCCUGCACAGCCGGUGGCCUCGGCGGCAUGCUCUUUCCGCUAAUCAUCAUAUAUGUGAGCCCCAAGCUCGGUUUCCCAUGGGCAAUGCGAAUCAUCGGCAUCCUCUGCUUCAUCCUAUGCGGUUCCGCCUGCAUACUACUCAAGACCCGUCUCCCACCCGAUCAUAAACGAGGCAUGGCCAUCGAUCUGAAAGCCCUUUUGGAUCCAAAAUAUGCCCUGACGACGCUUGCCGUCUGGCUCGUCGAGUUCGCGGUGUUUGUCCCAUAUGCCUACAUUGUAUCUUAUGGUCUCCACGUUGGAAUGGAACCGACUCUAGCCUAUCUACUAACAGUGUUCUUAAGUGCGGGGGCUAUACCAGGCCGAGCGUUCCCUGGUCUUCUCGCCGAUCGAAUGGGUAGAUUCAACGUCAUGUCCUUGACGGCUAUAAUUUGCGCGAUCCUUACCUUAGCGCUAUGGUAUAAAGCUGUCAGUAGCAGUGCAGCAAUGAUAGCUUAUGUGGUGCUAUUUGGGUUUUGGAGCGGUGCGGCUAUCAGUCUAACUCCUGUUUGUAUCUCGCAGGUGUGCCGGACUGAGGAUAUUGGGAAGCGGAACGGCACGGCGUUUACACUGGUCAGUAUUGGUACUCUGAUUGGGAUUCCACUGGCUGGUGCAAUCCAGGAGUCUAAUGGCGGGGAUUAUUGGGGACUGAUUAUAUUUGCGGGGAUGUUGUAUCUGGCCGCGUCUGUGGCGUUUGUAGUUGCUAGAGGUGUUGCUGGUGGUUGGGGGUGGAGAGUAAAAUUCUGA